Varanus komodoensis (Komodo dragon) is the source of this 1222-nucleotide messenger RNA. RefSeq names its product chromosome unknown C18orf32 homolog (gene CUNH18orf32). The record is from RefSeq and is a predicted model, not a curated record. Bases 159 to 449 code for a protein of 96 amino acids. NCBI's taxonomy places the organism in Eukaryota, Metazoa, Chordata, Lepidosauria, Squamata, Varanidae. The transcript has 3 exons. Gene Ontology annotation, biological process: positive regulation of canonical NF-kappaB signal transduction.
UCCUUUCCGGAAACGGAGCUUUCUCCCCCUCCUCGCGCCUGGGCUCGUCGAGACGUUGGCGAUUCGCGCCGGUAAGCCGGUGGUCGCGGGGCCUUGUCUGGGGAGCGCGCAGGUGGACAGGUUUUCAGCACAUUCCUGUCACAGAACCUGAAAGAACCAUGGUGUGCAUUCCCUGUAUCGUCAUUCCUGUUCUGCUGUGGGUCUAUAAAAGGUUCCUUGAGCCGUAUCUCUAUCCCAUCAUCUCUCCAUUCAUCAAGCGUCUUUGGCCCAAGAAAGCAGUGCAGGAAGUUCCACAGCAAGACCAAAAGGGUAGUGCUGCAAAUAGAAGUGAGACCGAGCACGAGAGCUCCACAGACGACUCUGAGCAUUCUAAAACCAAAAGUAAUGGCAUCGCAAAUGGGUUUUCUGGCAGUGCACCUAUGGAAAUCUCUGACAAAAAGACUGAUUAAGUGAACCUGCUGGUAUAGUAAAUGGACUGAUAAUGCUGUGCCCAUUUGAAAAUUUCACUGCACUUUUAUCAAAAUGGAAACUUGGAAUAUGUAUAUAUAUAAAUGCACAUGCAGCUAGGGAGAUUUGAGGCAGUUCUGCCUGUAUAGGUGAAAAGAAAUUAAUAUAUUGUCUUGUUCUUCUUGACAUUCAUGGCCAGAAUGUACAGCGCAUCCAAUAGCGCUAGAGAUACUAGGCGCCAUGUUUUAUUAACACUUUUAUUGCUAGACUUGCAACUUGUUUCAAAAACUUUCCUUGAACUCUGCUUUUUAUGACUAUUAUACUUGUUUUUAAAAAGCAGGAGUUUAUAUGCACAGUAUCUGAAAAGAGCAGCUUUAUAAAUACCCUUGAUCUAAUAAUAAAUAUUGGUAGUAGCAACUCACUUUUCUUAAAGUCACCUUACAAAACUAUGCUGUGAAUUGUUUGAAGAUGUUUCAGGGUAAAGCAAACUUGGUGUGAGCAGAUACUACUCUUUGAGGAGAUGAUCCUCUGGAUAUAAGGGGGAAAUGGCCCUAUUUUCUGUGCUGUUGAGUUUUUGAUUGAGGCCAGGUACUUCACCCUUUUGAAGACCAAAAAGGGAGAAAAUAAAAAAAAUAAAACCGCAUAACACCUGCAUGCAAGCUGUUACAUGUUUGUGAGCAACAGCAGCAUAAAAUUCAGCAUAACUCCAGAGUAAAUCAAGGUUUUCUUGUAUAUUAACAAGCUGACAUUCUUAAUAAAAGAUGUUUGAACAGGA